This is a messenger RNA of Arachis ipaensis, 3916 nucleotides long. RefSeq names its product molybdenum cofactor sulfurase (LOS5) (ABA3) (gene ABA3). The record is from RefSeq and is a predicted model, not a curated record. Lineage: Eukaryota; Viridiplantae; Streptophyta; Magnoliopsida; Fabales; Fabaceae. Gene Ontology annotation, biological process: Mo-molybdopterin cofactor biosynthetic process. Gene Ontology annotation, molecular function: molybdenum cofactor sulfurtransferase activity; molybdenum ion binding; pyridoxal phosphate binding.
UGCCAACAUUACGGGAACAGAAUAUAGAAAUUGGCUCUUGAGGAUCCCCAAUACUAUCCCGAACGCUCUGUGGAGACUGGAGAAAGAUCAAGAGUUGAAGCACAACCAUCAAUAUCGGGUCUUGUGAACCAGCAAUUAUGGAUGCUGCUAAGCAAGAAUUUCUGAAGGAGUUUGGUGAACAUUACGGCUACCCAAACACUCCCAAAACCAUUGAUCAAAUUCGAGCUACUGAAUUCAACAGAUUACAAGAUCUUGUGUACUUGGAUCAUGCUGGUGCUACUUUAUACUCUGAGCUGCAAAUGGAAUCAAUUUUUGGUGAUCUCACGAGUAAAGUAUAUGGAAAUCCUCAUAGCCAAAGUGAUUCCAGCUCUGCGACUCUUGAGAUUGUGAAGGAUGCUCGCCAACAGGUCCUCGAUUAUUGCAAUGCAUCUCCAAAAGACUAUAAAUGUAUAUUUACCUUUGGGGCAACAGCAGCACUGAAGUUAGUUGGAGAGGCUUUUCCAUGGAGUUGUGACAGUACUUUUAUGUAUACGAUGGAGAAUCAUAAUAGUGUUCUUGGUAUAAGAGAAUAUGCUCUUGGUCAAGGGGCUGCAUCCAUAGCUGUAGAUAUUGAAGAAAAUGAGGCUCCUGGAGUAUCUGGAGAAAACAUUGCUAUGAAGAUAUCACCACACCAAGUACAAAGGAGAAAAGUAGCUGGGUUGCUGGAGGGAAAGCCAGAUGGUCAUGUGUAUAAUUUGUUUGCAUUUCCCUCUGAGUGCAACUUCUCAGGGUUGAGAUUUGACCUUGACUUGGUCAAGAUUAUCAAGGAGCACUCGAGCAGGGAUUUAGGGAUUUCUUCAGUUUGCAAAAAUGGACAAUGGAUGGUCUUGAUUGAUGCUGCAAAGGGAUGUGCCACCAUGCCACCUGAUUUAUCCAAAUAUCCUGCAGAUUUUGUCUCAAUCUCAUUCUACAAGCUCUUUGGCUAUCCAACUGGGCUUGGAGCUCUUAUUGUUCGAAAUGACUCUGCCAAGUUGCUGAAGAAGACUUAUUUUAGUGGAGGAACUGUUGCUGCUUCAAUUGCUGAUAUUGAUUUCAUUAAAAGAAGGGAAGGUAUUGAGGAGUUGUUUGAGGAUGGUACAGUUUCAUUCCUGAGUAUAGCAUCUGUCCGCCAUGGCUUCAAAAUCCUGAGAUCUCUAACUGCAUCUGCAAUAUCACGACAUACAAAAUCUCUUGCCUUGUAUACAAGGAAAAUGCUUUUGGCUUUGAGACAUCACAAUGGAUCUAAUGUGUGCAUCCUCUAUGGACAUCAAAGUUCAAUGGAACUGUGUUAUGAAAUGGGUCCUAUUGUUUCAUUCAACUUAAAAAGGCCAGAUGGUUCUUGGUAUGGAUACCGUGAAGUGGAAAAGCUGGCAUCUCUUUCAGGAAUUCAGCUAAGGACAGGAUGCUUCUGCAAUCCAGGUGCAUGUGCAAAAUACCUUGGCUUGUCUCAUUUAGAUCUUUUAUCAAAUACGGAGGCUGGCCAUGUUUGCUGGGAUGAUCAUGAUGUAAUCAAUGGAAAACCUACUGGAGCUGUAAGAGUAUCCUUUGGCUACAUGUCAACUUACGAGGAGGCUAAGAAAUUUAUUGAUUUUGUAGCAAGUUCCUUCGUGUCAUCUCAAAAUGACAUUUGCCAUGGGAAUCAAUUGGAAGGCAUUGAGAAGGGUUCCCCGGAUACAGGUUGUCAUCUUAAGUCAAUUACAAUAUACCCCAUAAAAUCUUGUGGAGGGUUCUGUUCAAGAAGCUGGCCUCUUAGCAAAAAUGGACUAAAACAUGAUCGCGAAUGGAUUCUUAUGAGUCUAAGUGGUGAAAUUCUUACACAAAAAAAGGUUCCUGAAAUGUGCUUUAUCAGCACCUUUAUUGACCUCAGUCAGGGAAUACUAUUUGUAGAGUCUCCACAUUGCAAAGAAAGAUUGCAGAUCAAGCUUGAGUCAGGGGUUAAUCAUGGUGCUAUGGAAGAACUUGAACUAUAUGGUCAAAGGUACAAGGUAUAUAAUUACAGCAAAGAAACCAAUGUAUGGUUUAGCGAAGCCAUUGGUAAACCCUGCACUUUGUUUCGGUAUUCUAGUACCGAGCAUGAUUUUAUGUUGAACAAGACGAAAGGUGUAGCAACCUGUAGAGAUACUAAGAGCACGCUAAAUUUUCCCAAUGAAGCACAGUUCUUACUUGUAUCUGAGGAAAGUGUGUCUGACCUAAAUAGACGACUAUGUUCAGAUGUACAGAAGGACAUAUGUGUUACGGCAAUGCAAGUCGAUGCAAGUAGGUUUCGCCCAAACCUUGUCGUAUCCGGAGGCAGACCUUACGGUGAAGAUGGAUGGAGAACCAUUAGAAUUGGAAAUAAGUAUUUCAGAUCGCUAGGGGGAUGCAAUCGAUGCCAGAUGAUCAACUUUUCACAAAAUGCUGGAAAAGUGCAAAAGUCAAAUGAACCAUUGGCAACUUUGGCAUCAUACAGGAGAGUAAAGGGAAAGAUUUUGUUUGGAAUACUACUCAAGUAUGAAUCUAGUGAUGAAGAGCAGCAGCAUGAUGAUUCCUGGCUUCAUAUUGGGCAGCAUGUUCAUCCAGAGUCUAUUUAGUUUAGCAAUUAGCACAUAAUAGGUGUAAUGACCUAACUUUCAGUACAUCAUGACCAAUGCUAAUCGUUAGGCGCUACCAUUUAGUUGACUUAUGGGACUCUAGACUCUGUAUUACUUAUAUAGAUAUGAGUCAGUUGGUAAUAUCAUAAGUUAGUCCAGUUUCAUCAUUUUUGUAAUUGAGAUUUAAACAGACAAAAAAAACUGAUACAUCCAUACAAAAGCAUAUAAAGAGAAAGUAGAUAUCAUAUAUGGGUGCCUCGGCCCUCGAGGGCUCAGUUUUAUACAUCAACAAAAAAUCACAAGUCAUAGUGAACACAUCUGACCGAAUUACAUACUGUUCAGGAGUACAUAAUAUACUUAUAUACAUAUAUAUUAUACAUGACACCUCAGGAUUUGGCCCACACAGGAGUCCCUAAUCUGAAAUGGAAGUCAUGAUUUUCUGAUGAGUUUUUCAGAGGAGGAGGAUCCGUCUGAGGAGAUACCAGCGUGGGAGGAUCAGAUGGCAGCAGAUUUAGCUUCUAGCUCAUCUGAAGAGAGUGUGGCUGGAGGAGGUGGAGAGCCGGGGCAGUUGCCCAAUGGCCCUCUGAUAUGUCUGCAUGCAGGGAUUUCUUUUGAGGACACCUAGUGAUGAUCUUGCUAGUUAUUUUCCCCUCUCUUUUGAUAGUAUUUGCUGAGUGGUAGGACCUUUACUGUUUAUAAGCUAGCCUGGUUCCAGAUUAGGAACUCGUGCAUGAGCCAAGUCCUGUAGUGUCAUGUGUAAUAUAUGUAUAUAAAUAUAUUCCGUAUUAACUUCCGAACAAUCUGUAAUUGGGUCAGAUGUAUUCACUAUGACUUGUGACUUUAUGUUGAUGUAUAAAAUUGAGCCCCCCGAGGCACUCAUGUAGUUUAUCUAUUUUCUCUCUCUGUUGUUUUAUGGAUGUAUGAUUUUCUGUCUGUUUAAAUCUCAAUUACGAAAAUUAUAAAACUGGACUAACUUAACAUAUUACAAUAAAUAUGACAGGCUCAUAUCUAUAUAAGUCAGAGUCUAAGGUCGACUGAAUUUAGUUUAUUCACUAAAGAAUGAAUAAAUUAAAGUGGCCAAACUGAAUGUAUAGUCAUACACUCAUACCACAUUAAUCUCCUGGACUCUAUAUAGGAAGCAUGUGAUGGGGUAAAAGUAUAUUUGCCUUAGAGCUAAUGUAUUCUAUAUUUUGUUAAUUUCUAUGUUGUACAUUUCAGUAACAUAAGAGGAGAGUAGAUAGUUGUCAUGUAAUAUGAGAAUGUAAUCUUAGAAAUGUAUAUUGGACUUGAUAGUAUUUGAUGUAUAUUGGCUAGAACAAAAAUUCAAA